Neolamprologus brichardi is the source of this 5015-nucleotide messenger RNA. RefSeq names its product potassium voltage-gated channel, shaker-related subfamily, member 2b (gene kcna2b). Gene Ontology annotation, cellular component: dendrite; voltage-gated potassium channel complex; juxtaparanode region of axon. The record is from RefSeq and is a predicted model, not a curated record. NCBI's taxonomy places the organism in Eukaryota, Metazoa, Chordata, Actinopteri, Cichliformes, Cichlidae. Gene Ontology annotation, biological process: action potential; potassium ion transmembrane transport; protein homooligomerization. Gene Ontology annotation, molecular function: protein binding; delayed rectifier potassium channel activity.
CGACCAGCUUCAGCCUGUAGCUGCAUCUCGGCAUGUGCCCGCUGGUCACUGAAGCGAUGGAGGUAACUCCUGCAUCCUCACACCUUGUCCCCUCUCCCAUUCCCACUGCCGCCUUGCUGCAGCGCCAGAGCUUCGGAUGAUAUAUGAGCGACCGGAAGGAGCUGCUUGGACCGAGGGGAGUGACUCAGGACCGGGCACUCCUGGACUGCUUAAGGUUUACCAGCAGAGGACAGAGGACUUUAAACAAGCCCAAUACGUGCCUGUGAAUAGCAGCAGGCAAAUCUGCCUGACUGUACAAGUGUGUGGAGCCUUUACCUACUUGUGGCCCAGCGUGGCCCCGCCCGGUCUGAAAGCUGCAGGUCCCAUCUUCUUCCAUCAUGACGGUCGCUACCAGCGACCCUGCGGAUGAAGCAGCAGCACAUCCAGGUCAGCCUCAUGACCGCUACGACUCGGAUCCAGAUCAUGAAUGCUGCGAGAGGGUUGUCAUCAACAUCUCAGGCUUGCGCUUUGAGACACAGCUGAAGACACUUUCCCAGUUUCCAGAGACGCUGCUGGGUGAUCCUAAAAAGAGGAUGAGGUAUUUUGAUCCGCUCCGGAAUGAAUACUUCUUUGAUCGGAAUCGACCGAGUUUUGACGCUAUUCUGUAUUAUUACCAGUCUGGAGGGAGACUGCGCCGGCCUGUUAACGUGACUCUCGACAUUUUUUCUGAGGAGAUCCGGUUUUAUGAAUUGGGUGAAGAGGCUAUGGAAAUCUUCAGGGAGGAUGAAGGUUUUAUAAGGGAAGAGGAGCGGCCUCUGCCAGAAAACGAGUUCCAGAGACAAGUGUGGCUUCUGUUUGAAUAUCCAGAGAGCUCCGGACCAGCUCGCAUCAUUGCCAUAAUCUCUGUCAUGGUGAUUCUUAUCUCUAUUGUCAGUUUCUGUCUGGAGACACUGCCACUUAACCGAAACGAAGAUGAGAUGUAUAACUCACUCCAGUCCUCAUACAACACCACCACUCCAUCUGCAAGCUUUUAUUUUACAGAUCCUUUCUUCAUUGUUGAGACGCUUUGCAUCAUCUGGUUCUCUUUUGAGUUCCUAGUUAGGUUCUUCGCCUGUCCCAGCAAAACUGGAUUUUUUGGCAACAUCAUGAACAUCAUUGAUAUUGUGGCAAUCAUCCCGUACUUCAUCACCCUCGGCACAGAACUAGCAGAGCGGCCAGAGGAUGGCCAGGCAGGCCAGCAAGCCAUGUCUUUGGCUAUUCUCCGCGUCAUCCGUCUAGUUAGGGUGUUUCGUAUCUUCAAACUCUCGCGUCAUUCCAAGGGACUCCAGAUCUUAGGGCAGACACUGAAGGCCAGCAUGCGUGAGCUGGGCCUCCUCAUCUUCUUCCUGUUCAUUGGUGUCAUCCUCUUCUCCAGUGCGGUCUACUUUGCAGAAGCAGACGAGCAAGCUUCUCAGUUCAGCAGCAUCCCCGAGGCCUUUUGGUGGGCAGUGGUUUCCAUGACAACCGUAGGCUACGGCGACAUGGUCCCAACAACUAUUGGGGGGAAGAUUGUGGGGUCUCUCUGUGCAAUUGCCGGUGUGCUGACUAUUGCACUGCCUGUACCUGUCAUUGUAUCAAACUUCAACUACUUCUACCACAGAGAGACAGAAGGUGAGGAGCAGGCGCAGUACCUGAAUAUCCCGAGUGUGCCUAAAGCCAGCUCAGCUGACGAGCUGAAGAAGAGCGGUCGGAGCGGCAGCGGAUCCACUCUCAGUAAGUCUGACUAUGUGGAAAUCCAAGAGGCAGUGAACCACAGUAUGGAGGACUUCCGAUCAGAGGCCAGGAAAACAGGAAACUGCACCCUGGCCAACACUAACUAUGUAAACAUCACCAAGAUGCGCACAGAUGUAUAACGCGAGCUCGGAUGGUUUACUUCUGCUGGGAUCUACAAUAACUGUAGUGGGAAUAAAGGUCCGCAUACUGAUAAAUGUAUGGGGCCCAGUACAGGAGUACAGAGCAGAUCAGUGAGGUUCACGUGGAGAAAGGGUCAGUAUCAUGUUCAUACUAUAGAACUGUCAGCUGUCGUAUUCACGACAUUGUUAGUGUUUGCAUGGAGUUAGUCUUACCUGUGAACGUAGUUAUCCUGCCUCCAACAGUAGCAAAAUUGUAGCCUAAACAUAAUAAUCAAUAAUAACAAUAUAAAAGGACCACUAAUUUUUUUUAUCUUCUUUCUCUAAUUGCUGCACAAAGGAUGCAUGAUAACAAUAUUCCAACAAUAUUACAGACGUGUCAUAACUUAUAAAACAGGCCAUUCAUGGGCAGCUUUAAUCUGCUGCUCUAACUGCCAAGGUCCAGAUACACAGAACGAUCAUUUCAACCAGAUCACAGCUGUUCUCUCAUGGGAACACCGAGUUCAGAAACAAAGAACCAGAGCGCAGCACCAAUAUGCUGGUGGCCAUGUUCACUUGCUACAUCUUGUCUAGUACAAGCUAGCAGAGACAGGCAGAUACCAACAGCCUAAACGAGUGCUUUGCUGUAAUUCUGUACUGCUAUAGCACAACACUUUCUUUUCCUGCCAUUUCUUCUUGAUGAAGUUCAAAAUGAUGUCUAUGCAGGGUGCAUGACUCUCUCCACUCGAAGCCUUUUCUUGCCUCUAAUUAGUGCAGAUUAGCAGGUGAACAGCAGAACACUGAACAGAGUGAAUGUCUUAACUAUUCUACUAAUGAGUGUUUUUAAUAUAAUUAAUUUAUGAUCAACGUGGUCUUAUUACAUAUUUUCAUGGCCUUAAUGUUGACUGAAAUAGUCUUUCAGUGUUCUGAGUGAGUUUCCAGCCUCUUUGCUGUAACUUUAGCAGUUAAACGUGUUCAGCUUGACAUCACUGCCCAGAAUAAACGUUGCUGUUCUUGACUUCAAAGCAUUCCACGUGUGUAGGAAUAGAUACAAUGAUUUUGUGGGCAAAUUGCUGACAUUCUGUUGCAUAUAUCAACACAGCUUAGGUCUCAUGAACAACUGAAAUGUAUAUAUGUCAUUUUUAAGCUUCAGCUUUAGUGCCAGCGUUUGAGUUUACUGCAAGUCUGCUUACGACGUCUUUAGCUGUUAAAACAGAGUAAUCUGAUCUAAUCAAGCUGCUUCACAGCGUUAGCCUUUAAUGGCCUCCAUCCUCUAAGGCAGACAUGAAAAGGGAACAUUUGUUUUCCUCUGAAAGUUGUUAUGUGCCACCACCUGCUAAAUUGUAUCCUGGUUUGUAAAAGACAUCAAUCAAAGACCAUGCAAUUUCAGAAAUCCUUCCCCUGGCCCAACAUAUUUAACUAACCAAAACUUUUGCAGUUCUGAUUUUGCAAAGCUGCAUGUCCUCAAAAGUAAUCAUUGUUGCAUGCAUUAAUAUACAUAAUAUUUGACAAUAAACAAAGGAAAACUUACUUAAUUACAUACAUGGAAGAGGGUAGUGUGUUCAUGUGGCAGCUUAGCUACCUCCUGUAUAGGAGAUGAAAGUGAUAUCAAACUAUGAUCCACCCUGUGGAUGCUAACAACAUCCUAAACUCUUUACUUUUCUAUUUGUUAUAGUCUGUUGCAGUCACGACCUGGUAUCUAUGUAUCAUGAAAGCACACCGUCUGCUGCCAGCUCAGUGGAUGAGAUUCACAGCUGAUCAGUCAGAGGUUUUGCUCACCCAAGUGUAUUUGUAAUGCUCCAAGGAUCUGUCUAAGUGCUGCCAUCUCUAACAUAUAGGUCCAUCAACCUCGGUGUGUAAUAUUUUGUGGGUGAGAGAGCUUAUGAGAGAGAAAUAGACUCGGACACAAAGAGACUGUGAGAGAAACUUGGAGCUUUCAGAAACACACAAGCUGACGUCACUGUUCUCAGAUGCUGCUCCGCUUGUUUCCAGAAUGACGAUGGUGCUCAGUGUUAGCACGGUGUUUACAGCCUAUGUGCUGCAUAUAUUAAACACAUGCACAUAGUAUAUUAAACAAAGCAAACUGAAAGGAAACACUCCGUUGUGUUGAUGUCCAUAAGUGCGAUAAGCUACAGUGUCUGCAAAGGCAAGUUACUGAAGACUUAAAAUAUAAGGAAGUAUGAUCAUUCAAGUGAGACAACACUGCCGCAAUUUUCUCCCUUGUAUUUUUCUUAUGUGUAUUUGCAUCACUAUGAGCUGCUCCUGUGUACAGGAACUCCUACGUAUAUGUGUCACUUUAGGCUUAGGCUGGACACAACAAGCAUACAACACCUGCAAUGACACUUUGUCCACACAACAAACUCUCAGAGAAACCAACAGCGUGGCACAUCAGGAUCUAAGUCAUGGGUAACACGUCUUUGCUGUACUGCACAACACGAGUGGACUUGUACACAGACACACAUUCAUACAAACACUGGGCAUUUUAAAACAGUGUACACAGAUGCUUACCGUGAGAUGUAAUCUUCUGACAUGUCUGGCAGACGCAUUUCUGUGACUUCGCUGCCACAGCAGACCUAAACCUGCCGAUUGUGGGGUUUACACAACUGUAGCCAUGUAAAUGUAUCUAAGAGUUGGAGCUGCUUUAAUUAUGUUGUCAAGUACCUAAUGCUUUAGAACCAGACUCUGCCAUGUGUAGGUUUCUGCGUAAUAGAAAAUCCAUGAAACUAAUUUGCUUUGUCAGAAAUGAUAAAAUCCUGUUGUUUUUCACUCUGUUUUGUAUUUGAAUGUCAGAAUUUGCUGCUUUGAGUCUCAGAAGUGGAUGGACUGAGGUUUGAUGCAAACACGCGCAGACUUUGGUCAAAUAAAUCCCGUCUCAAGUUACUCUCAGAAAACCACUCGCUCUGCUCUUCUUCUUCAACUGACAGGCAAAAACGUGUGAAUGAAAUAUAAGAUAAUCGUCAGCUCAGUGACUGUAUUGUUGUCUAUACUUACAGCUGUCUGCUCACUAUAUGGAUUGUUUUAUCUGCUAUCGUAUGCAAAAGAAGGAACUAAGAAUCAAGCUGUAUAUUAUUACACCCAAAGAAAUCUGGAUUUGAAUGUCUGUCCUUAACAUGUCCUAUGAACAUAAACUAAAAACAGAAAAUAUCUAUUCAGAGAUACUUUCAUUAU